This is a messenger RNA of Trichosurus vulpecula (common brushtail), 549 nucleotides long. RefSeq names its product transmembrane protein 269 (gene TMEM269). The record is from RefSeq and is a predicted model, not a curated record. NCBI's taxonomy places the organism in Eukaryota, Metazoa, Chordata, Mammalia, Diprotodontia, Phalangeridae.
AUGUAUGGGAGGAAGGAGUACAAAGGAUGGGAUGGGGGACCCCUAGAGGGCUCAAACAGAAACCUGCUGGCCAGUUUUUCCUGGAAGAAUGCUGCUAACAUCCUGUCCCUGGGCAACAUAGUCAUGGCGUUGAAUUGCAUCUUCUGCAGCUUCCACAGGUGGAUCCCCUUCAUAUACCAGGGACUAGCCUGCCCAUAACCUUCCCCCUUGCUUACCUUUCCCUUGACCAAAGGCAACAAGCUCCUUCUUCAAAGCCUGGCCAUCCUGAUGAUGGGCUUCAUGCUGGACCAAUGCUUCUACCCCCAGAACAAAAUCCUGGAGUCCCAAUUUUCAAAGAAGGUGAUUUUUAUCCUGGGUGUUAUCCUGGUGUUCUGGGGCUCACUCUCUGUGACUCCUUUUUACCACUUGGUUUGGGCUACCUCCUACAUCUUCUUCCCAAUUACCAUAUGGGGCAAGAGCUUAGCUUGGCCUCCAGCACCACUGACGAGUCUGCUGAAGCUGGGCACAAUUUCAAGUAUGCUGAAAUCAUUAGUUGAUUCUGCUUCUUAG